Messenger RNA from Platichthys flesus (European flounder), 5564 nucleotides. Its product is annotated as transcription factor 20. The transcript is spliced from 6 exons. The record is from RefSeq and is a predicted model, not a curated record. Gene Ontology annotation, cellular component: nucleus. Gene Ontology annotation, biological process: regulation of transcription by RNA polymerase II. Bases 172 to 2988 code for a protein of 938 amino acids. NCBI's taxonomy places the organism in Eukaryota, Metazoa, Chordata, Actinopteri, Pleuronectiformes, Pleuronectidae.
UCUCAGAGAAGUGUGCCUCUGAAAGUGUGUGAGGGUCUUCAGUCAAUGUGGGGCUUUCUCCCCGUGUGGUCGCCGGUAGUCAGAGUAGGUGGGCCGCUGGAGGAGAUGCCGGGGGGUACGGAUUGUUAACGGGACGUUUAGUAACGCUGCGGUCUCUCCGGUCCCGUUGUUAUGGAGCAGCUACCUGGGAGCAUAGAUGAUCUACAGCCUCAGGACCUCUCCACUGCCAGCGUCCCCUCUGUGAUCGACCUGACAGGCGAGGAAUGUGUCCUCAACGCCGCGUCCCUCAAGACCCAAGGCUGGUAUGCGAAUUCUGCAGACAGCAACCAAGGAUUGCCCUUCUCAGCGACCGGCUCCCCGGACGUUGCGCUCCAGUCAGGGGAACACAUUCAACCAGACGAUGCCUUCUCUCGCACUACAGUCACCCUCUCCUACGUGAGCAGGUCUCACGUAUUCUCCAGUCAAGACUCUCUGUCUCGUCUGCCCAUUGGCAGCUUCUCCCACCACCCGUCAUGUGACUCGGAUAAAGGGCCCGGGGAGACAGGAUUUUCACUGGCCCAGCAUUACUUGGAACAGGAUGAGGGGCCAGUGGACCUCGGCAUUCAGCCAGAACUUUUGCAGUCGUUAUCUCAGGCUCCGACAGGACCAGAGAAGGAUGGGGGAGCAUGUCUGACACAGGAGCCUAGUGAGUUUAACGGUGGAGUGGUUUCCAGUGAUGGGAACGUGGAUGAGCUGUUGAAAAGGAGGCAAGAAGAAGUGGAACACAGUAGGGGUUUGGACAAUGGUCAAGAUAAUAGUUCAGUAGCCUGUGCAGAAUCCUCACCAGAGACUCUCACCCCUGCAACAGUAGAUGAUCCGGAGAAGGGCACGUCUGAGUUAAUCUUACUCAUGACUAAAAACCAGGACCCGGUGGUUGUCCUGAAAAGCGUGGCUGCUAGAGACCUGUGUUCCCUGAGCAGGGAGUACAUCAGUCCUCUGGAGGACCCUGUCUCCCCCUCCGCUACCUCACUGGACGAUGUGGAGGAUGUCUUCAUCCUUCCUCAGGCCUCCAACUCGCCCAGCGGUGACAACUCCAAUCUAGAGGCAGCAGAGGAGGUUGCAUGGGAUGUCUCUAGAACAGAAAGGGCCAUUCAGGAAGGCUCUGAUAUCACAAGGUUGGAUUCAAUCGAUGAAAAUAAGCAUCCAGUCCACGGACUAAAGUCAGCGAUAGAGCCUAUUAUUGACUUGACAGAUGAUGUUUGUGUGGCCAGUGUUUUAGAGGACAAACCCAAGACUGUUAUUCCCCACAUGAAUGGGAAUGCAAAGCCCCAAGAGAGAACUUUAACAGAAAAAAAACUGCCGUGGCGUUCCAGCAGAGGGACACGACUGGAUGCUAUAGUUAUGAACAUCAAUUCAAGCAGGUAUAAAGUAUCAGGAUGCAUUCGCACCAAUAAGAAAGCCCGUGCUUCCCAACCAACAGCUAGUGUUUCUAACUUAGCAGAGACUAAAAGUAAAAACACCCUGCCAGUAGGAAAAAGGAAAAGCAGAGCGAAGUCAUCUUUCUCUGUGAAAACAGUAAAACAAAAAGCCGAAACUCCAGUGAAAAGGCUUCAAACUAAUAACAUUAAAGCUGACUCUACCUCUGACUCUAAAUUGCUCAGCAUUUCUAAAAAGUCACAUAGCAGCACACCUCAAAAAAGUCCUCAGCUUGCUGUGCACAAGAGGUCAAGGGAAGAGCCAAAGGAUGUUUCACUCCCUGUAUGUUCUCCACAGACCAGCCCCAAGCAGGCAAGGAGGAGACGUUCAUCACAGUCCACUCCUCAGUCUGCUGCUCACAAGAACUCUAAGAAGGAGACAGAGCCUCUGUCUCGCCCCAACCCCUCAGUGGAAAUUCAGGUGGCAAGAAUUUCCCCACCACCAUCGACGUCUCCAAAGAAAAGUCCAGGCAAAGCCAAAGCCAAGGCUGCAGGUAGCAAAUCUCCUCCCACUGCCAAGACGAAGGCCAAGAGGAGGCGAAAGAAACUCAUGAGCAGUCAGUCUUUGUCCAUGUUCUCCCCCAAGGAGCCGGAGAUCAAGUUGAAGUACGUCAACUUCAAGGAGGAGAAAAGGGAGCUGAGGUCCGACAGUUUCUCUCCGUUCAUCCGCACGGACCGUCGGCAGCCAUCGCCUUCACUGUGUUCUGUAAUCAACUACCAGGAGGAGGUGAGGGCACAAUGCAAGAAGGGUCAGCAGCAGCAGGCUCGGGACCCCGGUGACUUCCUCUCUGCAGUUGUACCCAGUACGUCUUGUCUCCAGCUGGGCCGGGUCGCCACACACAGCCAGCACCAGCGCUCUCUUGUGUGCUGCCUGUGUGGGAAAGCAGCCAACGCCAUGGACCUGGGGGACCUCCACGGCCCUUACUACCCCGAGGGGUACCAGCCGAGCACCAAAAGACCAGCCAGCAUAUCGCAGCUCAAAGAGGAGGAGGACGGUUUCAGCGAUUCAGACUCCUCAACCUGCAGUGGCAGAGGCAGGAGGAGGAAGUGUGCUGUUCCGCCCACACAGUGGUCCUUCAGGCCGGGAGGUCAGCCCCAACAGAAGGGCCUCCUGGAGAGCCGCCGGUGGACCAAUAACGGCACGGACAGCCCCGCAGCUAAGCGGGCUCGCUCAGACGCCAGCACUGCAGAGGUGGAGGACUGGUACAGCCCCCCUGUGCUGCCCCUGGAGCCCUGUGAGUACUGGCUCCAUGAAGACUGCGGCAUCUGGUCAGCAGGCGUGUUCCUCGUGAAGGGCAAAAUCUACGGACUGGAGGAGGCUGUCAAGACGGCACAAGAGAUGAUGUGCUCAGCGUGUGCUGAUCAAGGUGCGACUCUGGGCUGCUUCUUCAAAGGUUGUCCCAACAAGUACCACUACAGAUGUGCUCUGGAGUCAGAGUGUGUACUCCUUGAAGAAAACUUCUCCAUGAAGUGUAAGAAGCACAAGGACAAGACGUUCAAAGGUCCUGCAGGGAACAGACGCAACAACAGGUGACGACGUUGGUGUGAAACUCAUGAGACGUUUCCCUGCAGCGUCGGCUGGUAACCGCGGCAACAGUGGACCAGGCUUCUUCUGAACGACAGCUAGUACCCAUAAACCUUAACUUCCCCCUGUGCCCCUCAUCCAGCUGUUCAACCUGACAUCAGCGACUGGAGGAGCUCAGUCACAGAGCGGCCUCAACACCUGACAACAGAAAAAUCCUCCUCGCUUCAUUUAAAGUAACAGGCUGAAUUUGUGGAGUUAUUUAUUGAGGGUUUUUUUUUCAUUUUUCAUGGAUUAAAUGGAAAAUAAUCAGAUAUUUAAUUUUUUUAAAGAUUUUCUAAGUAUUUGACUAUAUUUGGUUUAUUUAUUCCUGAAGUUUCUUAUUGGCUUCUUUAGCAGUUGUCAAGAAUGUUUGACUGUUUCUUUAUCUUUUCGUAAGUUAUUGAUGAAACUGUUCAAUAUUGAAAUGUCAAUCUAGUCAAGGAGACACAGGUUUUAUGAACCGAUGGGACAGAAAAAAGGGCUGGACGGUCCAUUCUAAGGACCCUCUCCCAGAACUAAGGUACCUGAACGGACGCUGUUUUUUUGGGACUCACACAUGGCAUUACUUUUUGUUUCGCAAAGUCCAGUUCGCUCAGAUGACACAUGGCAAUUAACAAUGAGCCCAGUUGAUGUUGCGGAGGAAAGGGAGCAGUGUAUGUUUGAAUGUAUUCUCUCGGUGUGGGGGCUUUCUGCAGGAUGCACUUUGGAAGAGGCACUUGGUCCUCUGCUCCGGCUGCAGGGUUUCUCUCUUGGCCUGACACACAAACACACACACACACACGUUGAUAAGCAGAGCAGUAAAAUUGGAUUAAUUAAAAGCAGAUUGGAUUGAAUCAGUAUGAUAUAAACUGCAACGUGUUAAAAUUUCCCCCGCUGUGCAUUUUUACAAGUCACAAUUAAUAACCUGAUUAAUAAAUAAAACACAGUUCAUACAUUUGAUCAAAUCCAUUUUUGUAAACAUGUAUCACCACCUGUGAAUACGUGAUGCUCUUGUUAUCGUAUCUAUUUGAAUCAAAUCUGCUUUAAAAUAAUCAAAUCACUUUAUUUGUCAAUAUUCCUUUCGAUUCAUGUCAAUUUUCUUCUCCAUUUUUGGUUCCUCCCCCUCCCAGAUGACAUGUGAUUUUAUAUAAAUAUAUAUGUUUUGGCCUAAAGCACUUUGGCUUCUCAUGUCACACUGAGGGCAAUGAAAUGUUCCCGUGAUCAGUUCAUCUGGGCCGUCCUGACAACAGUACUUCAUUUUGAAUCAUAUAACGGGACAAUAAAUAUGUUUUUCACCUUCCCGUGAUGAGACGCCCUUUGCUGUCGUUCAUCGGCUGUUUUAUUUGGGUUUGUCCUCUGUCGGAUCUGCAAUCUUUUUUUCAAUACGUUUGAUUUUCAUUACUGUUCUGUUCUCGGCUUCACUAGUGUCCCUGAGGUUUAAAGCAGAUGUAUGUUCGCAGAUGUAUCACUGGCAUGGAGAAUUCUUGGUUUACAUCAAUGUUAAUUUCUGUAGCAGUGGCCAUGCUGGUGAUUUCAGCUCUGAUGUGUGAUUUUCUUUUUUUCUGGACCUGCAAGACCUGACUGGUGCGUUUCCUGCAGAACCUAUCUGAAAAAAGCCUUAUCUGAUGUGCAAGAGUUGGUCUUUCCUUCUUCUCGCUCUCUUUUUGUGCAAAGACAAAUCAGGGGAUGUACGUCCCCUUCCUUAAAACAUCCUGAUAAAGGCAGCUGUCAAUCAUUUAUGUGCUGCAGACUUUGUUAUUGUUGUAAGUGCAUGUCAGGCAAAUUCCUGAUGAACCCACAGGUACGCACGGACUCUCUGGGACGGGUGUGAACAUUGGACUGGAUCAGUUCCAGGCAUAUUGUUCAGGUCAUGGCUUUGGCUGCUCAGUGUGUAUUUAGAGAAAAGUCUGUGUGAUCAGUGUUGGUGUAAAGUCUCUGUUGUACUCUUCAAUACUGCCACUUGGGGCAGCGUUGUGUAUGAGAUCACUACAGUGUCCCACCAGCAGUAGCAGGUCACACUCAAACCUUCAUCUCUGUCCUGGAACCCCUUCUCUCCCAUGUGUGCCAUUAUCAAUUCAUUAUUAUUAAUUUAUGUUCCUUUUGUUUUGUUUUUUUUGUCGAGAGCCUGACAUUUUCUCUGCAUUUGUUGAUUGUUCCAAAUGGUUGUUUGCUUCAUACCAAAUACAGAUUUUGGAAUAUGUAUUGUUGUUAUGAUCUGUUUGUGAUAUUUUGUCCAUGUUUUAAUCUCAGGGCUGAUUGUCAGAUAUUCUAUUCUUUCUGUUUCUGUGUCGACUCCACAUUGACUGGAGCGGUGAUACAUGCAGCAGGAUGUGGUUCAUCUCCUCCAAUGCAGGCGUCUCUGUCCUGGCACACACCACCCAUCACAUUCCAACACCUCCAUGUGUCUGUCAGUGCUGCCAAGAUUUUAGGCGUUCCCUUGGGACUAGUUUGCCAACUCGUGUCACUUUUGUUUUUUUUAUUAUUUUACGGUAACUUUUUGUACUGUCUCAUUCACCUCUUGGAGUAUCAGAGGUCAUGUAAUUGUCAAAAAUAAAUAUUUUGCUCAA